GGGGAGGUGACAAUGGCAUCCUGUACUGGCCUGGGAUCAUAUACUGGUCAGACUGGUGUUAUUGUCUUCACCGGAAGCUGCUGGUCUGGGGGCUGGAUCUGGUUGUGGUCCCUGAUUGGCUGAGUAGGAAGCCGCCGGUUUGUGAGUGGCUGGGUGUCCCCGCACAGCUGAGAUAUAUCCCGGGAGCGGAGCAGAACGGAUAGAGAGCGGAGUCCGGGGAUUAGAAAGAAGGAUGAGGGGGAUGUGGAUGUUGUGUCGGGGUCUCAGGCUGUGUGGGACACGGAGGACGGUGAGGAGGGACUCCCGGGCCGGAAUGUGUACGGCCUCCGAUGAGCACCAGCCGACGUUCGGACUUUUGUUUGACAUUGAUGGAGUGCUUGUCAGAGGGAAGACCCCGAUUCCUGCCGCAAGAAAAGCCUUCCAGAAACUGGUGAAUAACCAUGGCCAGUUCUUGGUGCCAGUCGUCUUUGUCACAAAUGCUGGAAACUGCCUUCGUCAGACCAAAGCUGACCAGCUAUCCAAUAUACUUGGAGUGCCUAUCUCACAGGACCAAGUGAUGAUGUCACACAGUCCACUGCGUAUCUUCAGACAGUAUCACAAUAAGUGCGUCUUGGUAUCUGGACAAGGCCCAGUUCUAGAUAUAGCAAAGUAUUUAGGAUUUUCAAAUCCUAUUACCGUUGACUCUGUGUGUGAGUCCUAUCCAUUCCUUGACAUGGUGGACCACAAGAGAAGACCUACAAUUUUGCCAUCAACUGCUGUGGAUCUGCCAAAAAUAGAUGCUGUAAUUCUGUUUGGGGAACCCAUCCGAUGGGAAACGAAUCUUCAGAUAAUUACAGAUGUAUUGCUGACAGAGGGUCAUCCUGCAAGCCCCCAUCGACUCUCCAGUUACCCUCAUAUUCCAUUGCUGGCAUGUAAUAUGGAUUUGAUGUGGAUGGCGGAGGCCCGUUCACCACGGUUUGGGCAUGGAAUGUUUAUGGUUUGUCUUGAAAGCAUUUAUAAGAAGAUUACAGGAAAGGAGCUGAAGUAUGAGGCCUUAAUGGGCAAGCCAAGUGAAGUGACUUACCACUAUGCAGAAUACCUCAUCCGGACCAAAGCAGCAGAGAUGCAGUGGAAUAAGCCUGUCCAAACACUCUAUGCUGUUGGGGAUAACCUAAUGACUGAUAUCUAUGGUGCUAAUCACUACAACCGCUAUCUUCAGGAGAGAAAUUCUAGGAAAGGCUCAAAGACAUUGGUGCAGACCGGCUCUGGAGCCCGAGUGACAACCGUUUCUCAGGAUGUGGAGGCAACAUGGGAAAGUGAGCUGUCCUGUCCCAGUGCCACCCACUGUAAGUCUGUUCUGGUUUGCACUGGGAUCUACAACCCUCACGCUGAAGUGCCUGCUGACCCCACACAGUCAGUUACUGAAACGGUAUUUCAUGGCCACCGGGAUUUCAGGAUUGACCCAGCCUUGGUAGAACCUGGCCAUGUUGUUCCUGAUGUUAAUGCUGCAGUUGACCUGAUCUUCCAACUAGAAAAGUUUUUGCCAACCGGUGAUAACGGGACAAGCUAGAGAUUUUUAUAUAAUAGUAAUUAUAAUAAUAUAUGUAAAACACUAUCAGGAUAUUCUCAUCUAACCUCAAACACUUUUUUUUUUUCUUUUUUCCUUUUUAUAUAUAUUUGUUUUAGUUUUACUGCACUUUACUGUUCGCCCUAUCAUAUUUUUUAUUUUAUUUUUUCCUUUCAUCUUUAAAGCCUUUAAAAUGGUGUGCUUUUAACAUUGGUU
Molecule: messenger RNA, 1762 nt
Organism: Rana temporaria (common frog)
Lineage: Eukaryota; Metazoa; Chordata; Amphibia; Anura; Ranidae
Product: haloacid dehalogenase-like hydrolase domain-containing 5
Exons: 8
Coding region: 233-1549 (438 amino acids)
Biological process (GO): glycerophospholipid biosynthetic process
Cellular component (GO): mitochondrion
Source: RefSeq, a predicted model, not a curated record